Molecule: messenger RNA, 894 nt
Organism: Cercopithifilaria johnstoni
Lineage: Eukaryota; Metazoa; Nematoda; Chromadorea; Rhabditida; Onchocercidae
Source: the annotation of a GenBank genome assembly
AUGGAUGAUAGCAAAAAUGGCUGGUCAAAUUCAUGGAAUCAUAUCGGACCAACUGAGGAAACAAUAAUUUUAAAUAAGCCGUUUGGUUUGAGAGUUCAAAAGAAUACCUGGAAGAUAGUAUACAUUGAUCAAUACGGUGCAGCAGCUAAUUUAGCAUUCGUUGGUGAUACUAUUUUAUCAAUUGAUAAUAUCGAAAUUCAUGAUUCAAUAACAUUAGAAGCAAUUAUGCAAAAGUCAACAACUCGAGCAUUUGUAAAACUUCGACGAAAUGCAUACUCUCAUUGCCGUCGUAUUCAAUCCACUGUUGAAACGUUGAAAAUGAAAAGUGAAACUAAAUUACUACGAGCUGUAAAUGUUUACAGAGUAUGCAUUCAUGCAGAAGAUAUGUUACCGCAAGAUGAGAAUGACUUAUUAGGCUUAUCAAUAUCAUAUGAUGCUCGAGAACGACUUCAAGUAGCUUCAACUGGUUGGUCAAGCUUAGCUGCUAUUCACUUACGUCCAGGAGAUACUAUCAAAGAAGUAAAUCAUCAUCCAGUCGCAUCAAAAACUAUGUUGCAAUAUUGGAUGUCGUCAAGUAUGGAGAAAAACGGUUUUGUUGAAUUACUCAUUCAUAGUAAUGUCGAUCAAAAUAUUAUUUAUGAUGAGCUUGAAAUGCCUGAAGAUGUAGUAAUUAUAUCAGCGAAACAGAUAUUAUUUCAGAUAGCAAUGAUACGAACAAUGGCUUCUGAAAAAUUUCACGAAAUGAAAAGAAUUUUGAGGAAGAAUCAAUCAUUUUCGGAAAGUAAAAGGUCAGUAUCGAUAAAUAAUCAAAUCAUCGAAUUUCCUAUUGCAAGUGAUUAUGAUCCAAAACAAUUACGUAAAAGUCAAAAAGGUCAAGAAGAGGAUAAAACUUAA